This is a messenger RNA of Mobula hypostoma (lesser devil ray), 1129 nucleotides long. Its product is annotated as ABC-type oligopeptide transporter ABCB9-like. The transcript is spliced from 5 exons. NCBI's taxonomy places the organism in Eukaryota, Metazoa, Chordata, Chondrichthyes, Myliobatiformes, Myliobatidae. The annotation marks the transcript as partial. Gene Ontology annotation, molecular function: ATP hydrolysis activity; ATP binding; ABC-type peptide transporter activity. Gene Ontology annotation, cellular component: membrane. The record is from RefSeq and is a predicted model, not a curated record. Gene Ontology annotation, biological process: transmembrane transport.
CCGAGUCGGGUGGGAGUCAAGGUGAUCUUGUUUAGAGUCGUCCCUGUCUUUGCUGUGUUUAUUGAAGUCUCUGAUUGUUACCCUGUCUCUAGCAGUGCGGGUUGCAGUAAACUCUGUUGUGUCUCACUACAGGCCCUACUCCACGUCUACCCUCAUGUGAAGAAAGCUGUUGGGGCCUCGGAGAAAGUCUUUGAGUACAUGGAUCGUAGGUCUGUCAUGCCCCCUGUGGGGACCCUCAGGCCAACAAAGCUGAAGGCACACAUCGAGUUCAAGAAUGUGACAUUUGCCUACCCCAGGCAGCCAGAUCUUCCGGUGUUGAAGAAUGUGUCCUUUGAGGUGCGGAGUGGGGAGGUGACGGCCCUGGUGGGGGCCUCGGCCGCGGGGAAGACCACCUGUGUGUCCCUCCUGCAACGUUUCUAUCAGCCCCAGUCGGGACAGAUCCUGCUGGAUGGGAUUCCCAUCGAGGAGUACGAGCACAAGCAUUACCACAGGAAGGUGGCCCUGGUGAGCCAAGAGCCGGUGCUGUUUGCUCGGUCGGUGGAGGAGAACAUCGCCUACGGACUGGAGGAUGUCUCCGCUGAACGUGUGGCCAACGCAGCGAGAGAUGCCUGUGCACACCAGUUCGUCACAGCGCUGAGGGACGGGUACAGCACAGACGCCGGUGAAAAGGGGGGACAACUCUCGGGGGGACAGAAGCAGCGAGUGGCCAUUGCCCGAGCUCUGAUUCGAGACCCUCAGGUCCUCAUUCUGGACGAUGCAACAAGCUGCCUGGACAAUGAGACCGAGCACCUGGUCCACCAGUCGGUGUACAGUCGAGCUGAGGGGCGUGCCGUGCUGGUAAUCGCACACCGGCCGAGUACGAUAGAGAGAGCCGAUCGGAUCGUGGUGCUGGAGGGGGGGAAGGUGGUAGAGGAGGGGACGCCCCAGCAGCUGCAGGAGAAGGGCAGCAGUUACCACCGGCUGCUCCACGUGCACAGCCCGGACGCAGGGACUGAGCAAUCGGAGGAGGGGCUGGUGGAAACGGAGGUGGAGUCGUGAACAGCGGGAUGUCCUGCUGGUAUCUACUCAGGCACAGUCGGGUGAUCUUGAAUGUAAUUUAGACUAUUGUACAUAUGAUGUUGUUUGUGUU